AUGGCACAAGGGACAAUAGGGUACUCCCUAGAUGAUGAGGGGCAGCCCGUCCGUGAGAUCGUCAGUGUGAUGAUGACGACAUCUGGCUUCAUAUCUUCCGCUCGUGAGGGCAAACUUCCUGAGUCCAAAGUACCCAACAUCCCCAUGGCUACACCCAGGAGCUCUUCACCCUCUGCUGCCAGUGCUCUUAGCAAGAAAAAGCUUGCAGUGGAGAAGCUGAUCCGGCAGAAGAACAAUCAGGGUGGCCCACAGAAGCCUCCCCCCUCCAAGUCACGUCCUACCAAGGACAAAGGCCCCUCCAAACCUGGCAGUAAGCCUAUGAAGGUGCUCAAGAUACCCAAAAUGCCCAAAAUCCCCAAGAUACCCCAGGUGAAGCCUGGCUCCUCUAUGCCCCAGCCAUCCCCUGCAAACACACCCCUGGCUGCCAGCACCCCUGGUCCCCCAGUGUCCCAGGGAGCAGCUGCUCCUCUGCCUACACCGCCCAAGCUAAAGAUGCCCACACCUAAAAUUAGGGUGCCCAAGCCCCCAAAGACACCCAAGUCUGAGACCAAGAAGGGUUCAUCUACUCCCAAGGCAAAGGACACAAACAAGGACUCUGAGACCAAGAAGUCUAAGAAGGAGAAGGAUGAAAAGGAGAAGGAGCGUGAACGAGAGCGUGAGCUAAUUUUGGCUCUGGCAGCCUCUGCAGAUGUGACAGUGACAUCCAUUCCGCCACCAGCCAAGGCACAGGAGGCGCCCCCAGACAAGUUGAGCAUUUUCAAGAAGAUCAAGCCCAAAGGGGAGACCAAGGAAGCCGACCGGACAGGUGAACGUGAAGUGCACCCAUCACGUGACAGCUCUCCAGACCUCAUGAUAGAUGAAAACCCUCGGAUGGCUCAGCGAAGGCCGCCUGAGGACCUGGCUGUCCUGGACAACCCUGUGCCUGCACUGGACGCCUCCAUGGAUGAGCUGGAUUGCUCACCUGGAGACUUCCCUUCCUACCAGGAUGACAUGUCCCCACCAGGCACACCCUCCACGCCCCGUACCCCAGAGCUGCCCCAGCUGGCCAUUCGCAAAACACCUGAGAAGUGGAAGGGCAAGGAGCGUGGCAGAGAAAGACGCCCCAAGAAGGACCGCUCCAAGUCACCCAAGUGUGGCUUCAGCCCAGGCCGAAGGGAGCACUCGGCCUCAGAAAGUGAGACGCCGGACCGUCCCAAAACGCCUGAGGUGGGGCUGCCCUUGGACAGCCUGGGUCCCCCAUCCACCUCCACCCCAUUCUCCUUGCCCCCCUUCCCAAAUGCACCGGGCUUCAUUCCCCCUUUCUCCCGCUUCCCAUUCAUCCCUCCCUAUGGUGGACCCCCACUACGGCCGGGUAUCCCCCCAAUGCCAGACCUACGGCUACCACCCCACACCUUCUUGCAGAGACUAGCAGCACCGGGCAGCAAGCGGCCACUGGAUGACGAUCACCUAGGCCUGGAUGAGCCAGAGCCCUUGGAGCGUCCCCUCACCCCUAGGCAUGAUAGGGACUUCAGCCCUUUGCCACCCCCUGGGCACCCCUCCCCCCUGCGCUCACCCUCACCUACACAGUCCUCUGCAACACCCCCAAGACCACGCACCCCUGCCCACCACUCCCCACCCCCACUUAUCAAAGUCAAGCCAGAAAAACCAGAGAAGUCAGAGAAGGAGAAGAUCAGUCCAGCUUUUCAUGACUGGAGCAAGGAAAAGUUGGCUCACUACAAAUAA
Messenger RNA from Penaeus vannamei (Pacific white shrimp), 1722 nucleotides. Lineage: Eukaryota; Metazoa; Arthropoda; Malacostraca; Decapoda; Penaeidae. The record is from RefSeq and is a predicted model, not a curated record.